Molecule: messenger RNA, 1569 nt
Organism: Raphanus sativus (radish)
Lineage: Eukaryota; Viridiplantae; Streptophyta; Magnoliopsida; Brassicales; Brassicaceae
Product: UDP-rhamnose/UDP-galactose transporter 4
Exons: 5
Coding region: 408-1427 (339 amino acids)
Cellular component (GO): Golgi apparatus
Molecular function (GO): UDP-galactose transmembrane transporter activity; antiporter activity
Source: RefSeq, a predicted model, not a curated record
AGACUGGACUCUGAUGGGAAGUCCAUAACUGAAAAGAAAAAAUAAUAGAAAAUAAAAAUAACGGAAGAGAGGAAAAAAUAAUAAAAUCUGGCAGCAGCCUCUGUUGAUUUAAUCGAAUUAAUCGCGUUCCUCCUCCUCCUCCUCCUCCGCCUCGCCGUGGUGCACAUUCAUUCAUCACCGUUAUCUGGUUUCUCUGUGUGGAUCUAAAAGCACUUUUAUAUAGAAUCCAUCUAGAGAGAAAACAGCUAAUCUCAGAUUGGCAAGGGCUGAUUGAUCAAUGAGAUCUACUUUGAAUAGAUCUCUCUCUCUCUCUCUCUCUCUUUAUACCUCGACCUCUAACUUCAUAUUUGAAAUCUGCAGAGAUCUAUCUGAAUUUGACAUCUGUUUCUUCCUUUUUAUAAAAAGAAAUGGGUGGAACAAGCAAGAAGACGACGACGACGGAUCAAAAAGCAGCAUUGGACAUAGCAUCAUGGCUCUUCAACGUCGUUACUUCCGUUGGAAUCAUCCUCGUUAACAAAGCCUUGAUGGCCACUUACGGCUUUACCUUCGCUACGACGUUAACCGGUUUGCAUUUCGGAACAACCACAUUGCUGACUACUCUCUUGACAUGGUUUGGUUAUAUCCAACCUUCUCAGCUUCCCUGGCCCGAUCUUCUCAAGUUCGUUCUCUUCGCUAACUUCUCUAUCGUUGGGAUGAACGUCAGCCUCAUGUGGAACUCUGUUGGUUUCUACCAGAUUGCCAAGCUCAGUAUGAUCCCUGUUUCUUGUCUUCUUGAAGUUCUUCUUGACAAGGUCAGGUACUCCAGAGAUACCAAGCUCAGCAUUUUGUUAGUUCUUUCUGGUGUCGCCGUCUGUACUGUUACCGAUGUCAGUGUCAACCUCAACGGCUUUCUCGCUGCUGCUAUUGCUGUCUGGAGCACCGCCCUUCAGCAAUACUAUGUACAUCAUCUACAACGGAAAUAUUCGCUUGGCUCUUUCAAUCUGCUGGCGCAUACCGCUCCUGUACAAGCCGCAUCCUUGUUGUUGGUCGGACCUUUUCUAGACUUUUGGUUGACUAACCAAAGAGUUGAUGCUUUCAACUUUUCAUUUCCAUCUCUGUCCUUCUUAAUACUCUCGUGUAGUAUUGCGGUCGGGACCAAUCUUAGCCAGUUCAUCUGUAUCGGAAGAUUCACGGCGGUGUCUUUCCAAGUACUUGGUCACAUGAAGACCAUCCUCGUUUUGGUUUUGGGAUUCACUUUCUUCGGUAAAGAAGGCUUAAACAUGCAAGUCGUACUUGGAAUGCUCAUCGCCAUCCUCGGUAUGAUCUGGUACGGUAAUGCAUCUUCUAAACCUGGCGGUAAAGAGCGUCGUAGCCUCUCUAUUCCCAUUACCAAGGCGCAUAAACUCAACAGUUUAUCUGAGACAGCCGAAUCUGAUGAAAAGGUCUAGAAAGAAUCAAGUAAAUCGGCAUUGACAUAGAAACUAAAACAAGAAACUCAGAUACACAACAGCUAGAGAGUAUCAAUUGGGACCCUUAUACGAACAAAGGGGGUUAUAAUUAUUUAAUUCCAGAAACUAUAUUUUUCUUGUC